AUGGUCCUUGGCAAAAAGGCGUAUAAACAAAAGCAACUGAUCAAGAGCAUCCUUCGCAACGUGAACGUGGACCUGAGCGACAGCGAGAUCCUGGCGAGGCAGCCCCCAGACCGCGAGGACAGCGUCGACCAGCGGGUGUGCCCCACCAAGCGCAAGACCAUCUACCCGAAGAGCGCGCAGAACGCGGAGAAGGAGUGGCUGUACGUCGUCAACGACGUCGAGUACGCUCAGGCUGUCACCACUGAAGUCUGCGGGCAAGAGGACACUCCGUGCGAAUUUCUGUCGAGCAGCCUGCCCCCGGGCUACACAUCGGCGUGCCGACAGAAGUUCGCGUACCGGAAACUGCUGGCCCUGCAUCCGACAGACAAGAAGGCCUACGCCGAUAACUUCCCGUUCCCGUCGUGCUGCGUGUGCUACGUAAAGUCGCCUCCACUGGCGGCCCGGAGCCUCCCGAGGCGUACAUGAAGAACUGCUGCUGCGCGAACGAAACUCUACCGCCGGCAGAUCAUCUAGUCCCGACCUUCCAGAGCCGCUGCCCGUUUCCAGUUCUUGUUCAGUAUCACGCAGCUCUGCAUGAAAGGCGGUGCCGCAGAUCAUGGUGCUUCUGAAUGUGCGUGUUGUGACGCUGGACCGGCUGCAUGGCACUGGACAACGCUCCACGCAGCUCUGCGCAGAUGGCAGAUUGUGCUUGUGCUUGUGGAUGUGCGUGUUAUGAUCUUGAGCCAUGGGAAUGUUGAUUUCACUGUUUUUUUACAAAUAUUUCCGUGAAGACAAUUAUAAAAACUCCACCCGAGUGUCUUGUCUACAUUACGUGACACAGCUUGUCCGAUCAUAGCAUUUGUGCUCCUGAGAUUUUUACACGUCCUUGCUGUCAAGCACCAAGCUUUUCCGCCGAUGUUUAUGGCGCACACGCACGCACUCUACCAAACUAAUAUUUGUUUCAAACUGCUCACGUGCAAGUGUAGAUAUUUGUGUAGACGUCAGCCUAGACGUUCACCUAGACAUCCACCUAGAUGUCAGCUCAUGCCGGUGUCCAUGUAGAUUCUUUUUUAAAUCUAGGUGGUGUGGUUUUAUGUUGAUCUCUAUAAAGGAACUAUACAACAGAGUGAUGAACCCACAAACAGAAAUUUGUAAAAAUGUCCGGCGUACGUACAGAUAAGUCUUGACUUUGAUUGCCGCUACCUUUCAUGUAUUUUGGCCAUAAAUAUACGAAUGAACAGCCCAAAAGCAAAAGCAUCUUUGUUACUACGUUCCCGCUCAUUGUAAAAAACCAUGAUUACAUGCUUAUUACAUUAAAAUAAACGUACAAUUUAAA
Messenger RNA from Ixodes scapularis (black-legged tick), 1315 nucleotides. RefSeq names its product protein spaetzle 5. Gene Ontology annotation, cellular component: extracellular region. The record is from RefSeq and is a predicted model, not a curated record. Bases 1 to 465 code for a protein of 154 amino acids. NCBI's taxonomy places the organism in Eukaryota, Metazoa, Arthropoda, Arachnida, Ixodida, Ixodidae. Gene Ontology annotation, biological process: innate immune response; central nervous system formation; regulation of Toll signaling pathway. Gene Ontology annotation, molecular function: growth factor activity; Toll binding. The transcript is spliced from 3 exons.